GGGGGCAGCAGCGGCUGCAGCGCGAGGGGAGGAUGGAUUUCUCUCCCCGCUGCCUCCAGAUCGGGCGCUGAGAGAGAGCACAGAGGCAGCGUGCAGGGGUGGGCUGUUGUCGUUGUACCACCCUCCCCAUAGGACUGGAGAGCUCUUCGAUGGGUCCAACGCACCCCCAGCCUUUGUCUGCCUUCAUCCGAUGAGCGGCAGCCGCAGCGGAUGCUCACAGUGAUGGGAGACUGGAGGAGACCCCAGUGAUGCUGAGCCAGGACCCGGCCCCUGCUGCUGUUUGGAGGACAAGCAGCCCUGAUGCUGCAGCCUGCAUGCAGGAAUGACAUCGAGGACCAACCUGGAAAAUGCAGCAGAGUGCCAAAAUGAACCCACUGGGGAGGAAGAGGAGGCGAAGCUCUGAUUAGAGGAGUGGCCCCACUGGGGGGUGAUGUGCCCUCAGCUGGGGGGGCCAAGCAGGGCAGUGGGGGCUGAUUGCUCCGAGGGCUUCGCUUGGGGCAUCUCCUCCCGCAGACCCCAUCCCCACCACGGUCACCCCAUGCCCCUCUCUGGCUUCACUCCCUGAGCCUUCCCUGACAGAAGGAAACCGGUCCCACCACCCAAAAAUGAGAGGUUUCCAGGGCAGCUCGCUGCUGCUCUGCAUAGUGGCUGCUGCUGCCAUCCCUAUCGUACCCUGGAAGGUGAAAUGCCCUCUGCAGUGCGUGUGCCAGAUCAGACCCUGGUACACCCCGCGCUCUGUGUACCGGGAGGCCGCCACUGUGGACUGCAAUGAUUUGUUCAUCACCGCCGUGCCCGAGGAUCUGCCAGCGGGGACGCAGACAUUGCUUCUGCAAAGCAACAACAUCGCCAGGCUGGAGCAGAGCGAGCUGGACUAUCUCAGAAACCUCACGGAGCUGGACCUGUCGCAGAACAGCUUCUCCAACGUUUGGGAUUUCGGCCUGAAGAGCAUGCCGCAGCUGCUCAGCCUGCACCUGGAGGAGAACCGGCUGACCGAGCUGCCCGACAGCAGCUUCCCAGGGCUGGGCAGCCUGCAGGAGCUCUACCUGAACCACAACCAACUGCGUAGGAUCGCGCCCCGCGCCUUCGCCGGCCUCGGCAGCCUCCUGCGCCUGCACCUCAACUCCAACCUCCUGCAGAUGGUCGACAGCCGCUGGUUCCAGAUGCUGCCCAGCCUGGAGAUCCUCAUGAUCGGAGGCAACAGGGUGGAUGCUAUCUUGGAUAUGAAUUUCAGGCCCCUAUCAAACCUGCGCAGCUUGGUGCUGGCUGGGAUGAACCUGCAGGAGAUCUCGGACUACGCGUUGGAGGGGCUGCGCAGCCUGGAGAGCCUCUCUUUCUAUGACAACAAGCUGGUGACCGUCCCCAAACGGGCACUGCAACGAGUGCCCAGCCUCAAGUUCCUGGAUCUGAACAAAAACCCAUUGCAGAGGGUCAGGCAGAGUGACUUCACCAACAUGCUGCACCUCAAGGAGCUGGGGCUCAACAACAUGGAGGAGCUGGUGUCCAUCGACAAGUUCGCCUUGAUCAACCUCCCCGAGCUGACCAAGCUGGACGUCACCAACAACCCCAAGCUGUCCUUCAUCCACCCCAACGCCUUCCACCACCUUCCCCAAAUGGAAACCCUCAUGCUCAACAACAAUGCCCUAAGUGCCUUGCAUAAGCAGACGGUCGAGUCCCUGCCCAACCUGCAGGAGAUCAGCAUCCACAGCAACCCCAUCCGCUGCGACUGCGUCAUCCGUUGGGUCAACAGCACCGAGAUGCGCAUCCGCUUCAUUGAGCCGCAGUCCACGCUGUGUGCUGAGCCCCCCGACCUCAAGAGGAGGCACAUUCGGGACGUCCCCUUCCGAGAGAUGACGGAUCGGUGUCUGCCUCUCAUCUCCACCCAGAGCUUUCCCUCCCGCCUUGAAGUGAUGGAUGGUGACAACAUCUCCUUGCAUUGCCGGGCGAUGGCAGAGCCGGACCCGGAGAUCUACUGGGUCACCCCCUCGGGGGUGAAGCUGAUCCCCUAUGCACAUGAUGGACACUACAAGGUGCACCCCGAAGGGACUCUGGAGAUCAUGGGGAUCUCGGCGCACGAGGCUGGGCUCUACACCUGCGUGGCCCACAACUUGCUGGGGGCAGACACUAAGAGCAUCACUGUGCUGGUCAACAGCUCCUUCCCACAUAGCGAGGCCAGCCUGGAGCUGGCGGUGCUGGAUGUCCAGCCCUACCACAUCCUGCUCGCUUGGAAGCCACACCUCAACGCUGUCUCCUCCAACCUCACCUGGUCCAGCUUCCUGCUCAGCUCCAGCUUGGACACAACCAACGUUGCUCGCAUCCCAUUGGGCACCCACGCGUACAACAUCACCCGGCUCCACCAGGACACGGAGUACUGGGCUUGCCUCCACGUGGCCUUUGUAGACUUGCAGGCCAAGGUGGCAUGCAUCAACGCCAGGACUAAAGAGGCCAUCCGCCACCACCGCUUCCUCGGGGACAGGCAGUGCCUCCUGACACUGCUGGCCCUCAGCAUCCUGCUGCUGGCCACCGGCCUGGUGGCUCGCUGUGGUUUCGGGGACGAGCCCAGGAGGGCUGGGGAUGCACUAUGGGAUGCAGGGGCCGUGCGUGUGGUCUACCCCCAUCUCGCCCAGCAUUGGGCUCAGGGGCCGCGCAGCGGGCAGCUCCUGGCCGUGGAGGUGCAGGCGGCACCCCUGGACUCCUGAAGGCUGUCACAUAGGUUGGGUUGGUUGGGAGUGGGGUGGGGAGAGGGAGAGGGAGGGAGAAACUAUUUUUUACCAAAAAAAAAAAAAUAGAAAAAAGAAAAAAAAAAUCACACAAAAUGGAACGAAAAGUGAAGACGUGGAGUAAUAUCAUGGACUUGGCCAAGAGACAAAGCAGCGUGGCGGAUGUUGAGCAGCAGAGCUUGGCUGGUCUGGAUCCACGUGCAGCUCCUACAAGCAGCCCUGGGACAGCUGGGAUGGUUGAAGAGCCAUAGGGAUGGGCAGCAGGUCACCCCUUCCCACACGCCCCGGCACUCAGCUGGGGCAGCUCCAUUGUUGGACAGUCCUUGCUUUGGAAAUACAAAAAAGAAAAAGCCUUUCCCUUUA
Molecule: messenger RNA, 3080 nt
Organism: Gallus gallus (chicken)
Lineage: Eukaryota; Metazoa; Chordata; Aves; Galliformes; Phasianidae
Gene: LRRN2
Product: leucine rich repeat neuronal 2
Exons: 3
Coding region: 606-2696 (696 amino acids)
Molecular function (GO): protein binding
Source: RefSeq, a predicted model, not a curated record